AGUUGAGAUUAGGCGGUACGUUUUGUGGUGUCUUCAGGUCUUCGUGUCAUCGGUCUGCUCGCACUGUAGGAGUCAGAUACCAAAUACAAACCAUUGCGAAUAAAUGCUUCCUUUGUAUCCUUCAGAAAGCAAAGUAUCCGCCCACCUUUUCCUACACGACCGCUUUUAAAGCCAUUACACCCUUACCUCCAUUCAUUUUGAUCGUCGCCUUCUCUCCUUCUCUGUUUUGGGUCACCACCUGCGUUCCAACCUUUGCAUAGAAGACGGUAGGCGGAGAGGAAGAAUGAGGCAGUUGUAUACGAGGAGCCGAAGGCUCAAGCGCCUCCUCUCGGUCACUCUUGGAAGAAGGAGCCGAGAAGAAGCGAGCACGGAGGAGGAUGACUCCUCUGUUCGGGCCAGUACAUUGAUGGAGCCUUUGCUUGAUGCGAACCCGCCCCUGAAACCCACUUGGAGAUGCUUCUCCUAUGGCGAAAUCCACAGCGCGACCAAUGGUUUUCAUAAAGAUAACUUGGUGGGCCGAGGUGGGCACGCGGAGGUGUACAGGGGAGUGACGGCGGACGGGCAGGCCGUGGCCGUGAAGAGGCUGAUGAGGGCUUCCACGGACGAGCAGAGGGAGAAGGAUUUCCUGACGGAGCUCGGCACCGUCGGCCACGUGCGGCACCCCAAUGUCUCCGCCCUCCUUGGCUGCUGUAUCGACCGCGACCUCCACUUGAUCUUCGAGUUCUCUUCGCGCGGCUCCGUCUCCUCCAACCUCCACGACGAGAACUCGCCCCCCAUGGAUUGGAAGCUGCGGCACAGCAUCGCCCUCGGCACCGCCAGGGGGCUUCAUUACCUCCACAAGGGGUGCCAGAGAAGGAUCAUCCACAGAGACAUCAAGGCCUCCAACAUACUCCUCACAUCCAAUCUCGAACCUCAGAUCUCAGACUUUGGCCUCGCCAAAUGGCUUCCGUCGGAGUGGACUCACCGUGCCGUGGCACCAAUCGAAGGGACAUUCGGGUGCUUGGCGCCGGAGUACUUCAUGCAUGGACUCGUGGGCGAGAAGACCGACGUCUUCGCGUUCGGCGUAUUCCUGUUAGAGAUGGUAUCAGGGAGGAAGCCAGUGGAUGGUUCCCACAAGAGCUUGCUCAGCUGGGCCCGACCUUUCCUAAAAGAUGACACGAUACAGAUGCUGGUUGAUCCAAGAUUAGGAGAAGAGUACGACAUGGGGCAGCUGCGAAGGCUCACCUUCGCGGCCUCUCUUUGCAUCAGAGCCACAUCAACAUUGCGCCCUUCCAUGACCGAGGUAUUGGAGCUGUUGGAAGGCAGUGAGAUCUCGCAAGAUCAAUGGAAGAUCCCCGAGGAAGAAGACGAACAAGAGUUUGGGGGCUUCGAUGAUCUCGAUGAUGACGAUGACGACGAUGAUGAUUGCGAUACUCCAUCGACGUCUUCGACGGGCAGCUCCCAACCACAGUUCUCAUAGAUAGCCCAUUUGUGUGGGAUGAUGAGAAGCAAUGUAGCGUAUUAGCACUGCAACGUUGAUAUUAUCUUAAACACAUGCAGCUUGGAGACAAGUGGAGAAGAGGUUGUCUGCACAGAACGCCAUCAACGGACUCUCUUCCAUUAUUUGCUCAAUUGGGAAGAAGGAAGAUGAAGCAGUUUUUGUGUAGGUGGCAUUUUUGUCCAGCUUCGUGACAGACAAGAUUAGUAGAGAUGCUUUGGAUGGAAGGAAGCUAAAUGAUUGGUUGAGGUAAGGUUGGAUGUUGCCCACCUACUGUGGUGGGUUGGACAGGAAAGAAGAAGAAGAAAAAGAAGAAGAAGAAGAAAAAGAAGAAGAAGAAGAAGAAGAAGAAGAACAACAACAACAGCAGCAAUGGCAUCAGUGUGUUGGAGUAGUGCAUAAACCAAAAAGCUUUGAUGAGGAGGAAGUUGACAUGGAUCCAGUGACAACGUUCUUAAGGAAGACAGGAGGUAUCUUCUCAUACCAACCUGGACCUGCUCUAUCUCAGACAAGUUGCAGAAUAAUGACCUCCCAACAGCUGAAGGUGAUGAAUGGCCAAGCUGGAAACUCACGGAUUGUUUGGGAUCAAGAAUUAUUAUUGUUUGGCACUUUCAUAUUCCCACGCUAACAUUAGAACGAGUAAAUGAUACAUUUAAUGUAUGACCUCUGCAGUUUCUGAAGCAUAGGCCAUUUCAAAUCUGCCUACCAUUCUUGGAGCUCAACCUAACUCUCAAACACAUGGAUGAGAGUUUCAAACAAUGCCAACAGCAGUGGCGUGCAGAUGUUUGAAAUAAUGUUGAGCUUCCCAUACAAGUUACAAGGACAUGUGAUUGAUGAGAGAUAGAGAUAAGGAAGGUGGUGAGAUCUUCCAAACUCUUGUGAUUCCCAUUGAUGCAUGCACUGGCACUAAGAGUACACUUCUUUGACCUAAACAGUGUGCUCUUCCCUAGAAAAACUCUGUAGUCCAAGACUUUGAAUCUCUACUGACAAACCUCAGGGACACCUGAGAGAUCUGAUCAAGCUGGUAUUUUUUCUUGUA
Molecule: messenger RNA, 2516 nt
Organism: Musa acuminata AAA Group (dessert banana)
Lineage: Eukaryota; Viridiplantae; Streptophyta; Magnoliopsida; Zingiberales; Musaceae
Product: probable receptor-like serine/threonine-protein kinase At5g57670
Exons: 7
Coding region: 284-1459 (391 amino acids)
Biological process (GO): protein phosphorylation
Molecular function (GO): ATP binding; protein kinase activity
Source: RefSeq, a predicted model, not a curated record